This is a messenger RNA of Marchantia polymorpha subsp. ruderalis, 1537 nucleotides long. Lineage: Eukaryota; Viridiplantae; Streptophyta; Marchantiopsida; Marchantiales; Marchantiaceae. The record is from the annotation of a GenBank genome assembly.
UGAACUUUGUUUUCUCCUCGAUCCUGGCAAGAGUUUAGUAAUUGGGUAGCAAGCAACACCGUACACUUACAUGGAACAAAAAUGUAGAAGACAGGGAUCCAUGAACAAUGUAAAAGAUCAAAUUUGCCAACCCGGUAGGCUCUCUUCACGGUACCACAACUCUACGUCGAUUGUUUUUUUUAAUUAGGUGACACAAUUUGCUCCGUGCAAAAGGAUGCAGAUUAAGGUGGGACAUAUUCCGAGGUAUGGGAAGUUGGAGGCAUCAUCAGGUCGAUCUCCUGCGGCCGGCAGUUACUAGAAAACUGGUUUUGUAAUCUGGCUCCAAUAGCGGUGGAUUUGGGCGUAACCGGAUCAAGGUCAAAGUCGAAAUGGACAAUCGGAGGAAAACCUGCGCUUUCGACACGAUUUGACGCAGGCUCAAGAAUUGGACAGAGAUGGAAAGCAGAACCGGAAGCUGGAUGAAGAUGAUGAUGGCUGGAGGGAGAACAGAGGAUUCGGGAGGAUGGCAAAGAGUUUUUCUUUUGGCUGUUGUUUUCUGCACUGCGCGAUUUUGUCAUGCCGAAAUCGGAUCUCGUGAGGAUGCAUUCGUCGGGUACUCUGAGAAGUCUUACAAGAAGACCGUGUUCCCAGCACCUCGUCAUGGGAACGAGUUUUUGAUAUUUUCCACCAGAUUUGGGGAUAUCAGAGUGGAACUGUUACCGGAAUCAUCUCCGAAUGCUGUCAAGUACAUGAAGAGCCUAGUCACCCAAAGGCUCAUGGAUGGAUGUUCAUUCUAUCGCGCCGAGCCUGCUGGCCCUACUAUCGACGAGGGCCGUGAUAGCAUCAGGCCGGGCUAUGCUUUAGUGCAGGGGGGCUUGUAUUCCUGCGGUCGUCAAGAAACGAAGAACUUGCACGUUGAAACUGCUGUGAAUAAUACCAAGGGUGCAGUUUCUCUUAUUACCGGCACAAGUGAGUUCUUUUUCAACCUCGAAGCGCAUCCCGAGUGGGACGGGAGCUUCUCUGUAUUUGGAAAAGUGGUUGACAUCGACAGCUGGAAUGUAUUGCGUAGAAUAGUAGCACUUCCCACAAGACAGGAAGCUCAUUCGAGUGGUACAAUACUGCGCAUGCUUCAAAGUCCAGUGCCCUUCAAGACCAGAUUAGAGCUUCCCACCCCUAUCCAGGGCAGUUAAUCUUCAAACCCCGUACUCUUUCACAAGAAAGAGCACUCUCUAGCUGCUCAAUGAGAAGUACCAGGAGCCUGAAAAGGCUGAUCUGGCCGGUGGGGCGCAGGGAAAUUGAAAGAGAAUCAGUCCUCACGCAUGUCACCGUAUAAGCUACUUCACCAAAGCACAUAUCGUACACAGGCCUUCGACGGAGUAAGGUCUUCGCACAUUUUACAUGGCCCAUGGUGGCGAAUGCUUUGAACCUAGUAAAACGGUGGGUAACCUCGUCGAGCAGUGUCCUCCGAGAGCCAAAUGGUCAGCCAUAGAGGGACCUGGCUGAUCAAAUAAAGGAAAUAUGCUUACAUCAGCUGUCUUACGUUAGUUGCCCCCCCCCC